UACCUACUGGGAGCAAAAGCCUUGCAUUGAGUUUUUGGUUAUCAUAAAACCUCCUUUUGCUUAAAAAUAAGCUCAGAAGCUGCUUUUCAACAGCUGCAUAGCUUUAAAAAGGCAGAUAUCUGAUUUCGUUUUUGCAUUAACGGCUUAAGCAAAAACUCCCACAGAAAAACAGAAGAAAGAAAAGUUAGAAGGCAGCAGCAGCCUCCAUGGCUGACUCAGAGAUAAUUCUCUGUCUUCUUCCAUCAAUCCUUGCUCUCUUCCUCUUCCUCAUUCUCCUCAGAAGGAAACAGCACCAGAAAACCAGACUCAAUCUCCCGCCAGGAAACAUGGGUUGGCCUUUUCUUGGUGAAACCAUUGGCUACUUGAAGCCCUACUCUGCAAUCUCCAUUGGCAAAUUCAUGGAGCAGCAUAUCUCAAGGUAUGGGAAAAUUUACAAGUCAAAUUUAUUUGGGGAGUCAACAAUUGUGUCAGCAGAUGCAGGGCUCAACAGAUUCAUACUGCAGAAUGAAGGGAGAUUGUUUGAAUGCAGCUACCCAAGAAGCAUAGGAGGGAUUCUUGGGAAAUGGUCCAUGCUGGUUUUGGUCGGUGACAUGCACAGAGACAUGAGGAUGAUAUCUCUCAAUUUCUUGAGCCAUGCCAGGCUCAGGACCCAUCUGAUGAGAGAAGUAGAAAAGCACACUCUUCUUGUUUUGGGGAGUUGGAAGGAGAACUCUGUUUUUUCAGCUCAGGAUGAAGCUAAGAAGUUCACAUUCAACUUGAUGGCCAAACAUAUCAUGAGCUUGGAACCUGGAAAGCCAGAGACUGAGCAGCUCAAGAAACUGUAUGUUACUUUCAUGAAAGGUGUGGUUUCCCCUCCUGUGAAUUUACCAGGAACAGCUUACAGAAGAGCCUUACAGUCAAGAUCAACAAUUCUGAAGUUUAUAGAGUGCAAAAUGAAAGAAAGAUUAAUGGAGGGAACCGAAAACAUUGGGGAAGAUGAUCUGCUUGGAUGGGUUUUGAAGAAUUCAAAUCUUUCAAAGGAGCAAAUCCUUGACUUAAUAUUGAGCUUGCUCUUUGCUGGCCAUGAAACUUCAUCAGUCUCCAUAGCUUUAGCAAUUUACUUUUUACCAAGCUGCCCUAAUGCAAUUCUGCAAUUAAGGGAAGAACACAGUGAAAUUGCCAAAGCCAAGAAACUAGCAGGGAAGACAGAGUUGGAUUGGGAGGAUUACAAGAAAAUGGAGUUCACUCAAUGUGUUAUCAGUGAGACGCUUCGGCUUGGGAAUGUGGUGAGAUUUUUACACAGAAAGGCUCUGAAGGAUGUUCGGUACAAAGGGUAUGACAUUCCAUGUGGGUGGAAAGUGCUUCCGGUGAUUGCAGCCGUGCAUUUGGAUCCUUUACUUUUUGACCACCCUCAACACUUCAAUCCAUGGAGAUGGCAGCCGUUGGAGAAAUUUUUCAGUGUUAGAAACAUAGCUCGGGACAUCAAAUGUUAUAAUACAAGUGGUUAAAUAGUUGAAAAAAAAAAUUUCAACCAUAUGCAUUAUGAUACUUGUUGUACCAAGGUAUGUUCUCGGCACACGGAAAAAUCUCUCCGGCCAUUGGUUGUUUUAGUAUGAACCCACUCUUUAACAAAGAGAUCCAAAAAUUUUAACUCCUUUCUAAUCCCACGCUUAGAUAUUUAUGAAUCAAUACCAGCAUUACAAUCAUACGUCUUAUCUCUUUCACUAGAUACAUAUCAUAUUUCGUUUGACAUGCUAUGAAUACGAAAUGUACCCUUGGAUAUUGAUUUAACCUAGUCCGCACUUUGAUUCGCUGUUGACGCCUCCUCGAAUCCCAAUAGCUAAGGCAUAAUAACAAGAUAGUUGCAAAUGCAUGAUGAGAGAUCUUAGAGAUUUCCCAUUCAAAAUGCAGUGUCUAGAUCAUCGAAUUGAAAGGAUUGGUAGCUGCAUACCGUGCACGGACACUACAUUAGGUCCAACUCUCUUUGCUUUUCUUUGCUUUGUUGCCCUAGUGUGCGUGUGGGGAGAGACUUUAGGGUUGGGAGAUGAUUAGAAUUUAGAGGCACCAUGUGGAAGUGGGGUUCUAUCAUGGUGCCAUGCACGUGUGCACAAGUGCUUUUGCUCUCUAGUGGGUCAAAUGCCUAACUGGUCCAGACCAAUUUCUUCUUCUUUAUUAACCAAAGGAGAUGAAUCCCAAACAGCUGGUCCAGAAAAUCCCAAAUAAAAAAGGAACAGAGAGAGUACACCAUGAACUUACACGAAAUUUGCAAUGAUUAUGGUGGAAUAGUCACUCUUUGUGACAAUGCAAACUAACCUAGAAGCCUAACCAAGAUCUAGAUGUGCUAAAUAUACUACAUUUAUAGAUCGCAUUGUAAAGAACGGGCAAAUUCAAACAUGUUGGAGUUAACUCUUAAGAAUUUAAUGGGAAGAAAUCAAGCCUGGAUAAAAUGAACCCUUUUGCUCCUUGGUGAAUCCACCACUGGAUGUGAGACACAAUUAUUGACCAUUCUCACCUUUUUUAAAGAUGUGAUCAACAAAUGCGAUACAAAAAAUAACUCAUGCAAAAUGAGAGUUUAGUGUGAGGUGUCUCAUGCAACGACACACUCGAGAAGUGGGACUAGGUGAGCCUAAAUGCAAGGAGUCCUGCUCAGUGCGAGUGUGUUGUUGUGUCGGACAACCUAAUCCUAGACUUUCCUCCCAUAUGGAUCCAAUUAGCUUAAACAAAAACCAAUAAAUUUUGCUCGAUUGGAAGUCUAAACAUGUGAUUAAUUCUGUGUUUAUUGUUAAUGA
Pyrus x bretschneideri (Chinese white pear) is the source of this 2768-nucleotide messenger RNA. Its product is annotated as cytochrome P450 90B1-like. The record is from RefSeq and is a predicted model, not a curated record. The coding region runs from base 207 to 1487 and encodes 426 amino acids. Gene Ontology annotation, biological process: sterol metabolic process. The transcript has 8 exons. Gene Ontology annotation, molecular function: iron ion binding; monooxygenase activity; oxidoreductase activity, acting on paired donors, with incorporation or reduction of molecular oxygen. NCBI's taxonomy places the organism in Eukaryota, Viridiplantae, Streptophyta, Magnoliopsida, Rosales, Rosaceae.